AACCAAGAUUCAUUUUGACCAUGGACUAAGAUCUUGGCUUAAUUCUUGAAUACAAAGUUUUAUCACUACCAGUAGAUUUAAGCGUAUUUCCUAUUUAGAAUAUUGUUGUGGCGUGUAACAAUUGAGUCAGAAACAUUAUUUUAAUUAAUCCGAUUUUGAUUUGUGAAUUGUCAAAUAUGUCUUCAGACGAUGAUGAAGAUGAGUAUAUUGUUUAUGGAUCAUUACUUGAUCCCAUUCAGGAAGAUGAGAUUGUUAAGCGUAAAGACGCUGAACAACAGUUCGUAAAGGAUGAAAAUGGAAGGCGACGGUUUCAUGGAGCAUUCACUGGUGGUUUUUCUGCUGGGUUUUAUAAUACUGUUGGCUCUCUCGAAGGGUGGACACCGAGUACUUUUAAAUCUUCUAGGGAUUCUAAAGCCUCAUUAAAAAUUCAAAAUGCUUAUGAUUUCAUGGAUGAAGAAGACAAAAAAGACAUGGGAAUUGACCCAUCUAGUUUGAAAAUUAAAGCUGAAUAUAGUGAUAAUUCUUCAAGGAAACGUCAACUUCCAGAAACAAAUUCUGGUCCGAUUCCAGGAAGACCUGUUUUAGGAGAAAUAUUAAAACCAAUAAGGGACACAUGGGGUGUUGAAUUACUAAAAAGUAUGGGAUGGAAACCUGGCCAAGGAGUAGGACCACAAGUCACACAGAGAGAAAAAUUACGAGCAAAAAAGGAAUUAGAAAAUGUUGGAAUGAAAUUUUGUACAAAUACAGCUUAUGAUGAUGACGAUGAUGAAGUAAAUGAAUUGUUGGGAAAUAUUAAAGUAUCGCCAUUUGAAUAUGAAUCUAUAUCUAUCAAACCAAAAGUUGAUACAUUUGGCCUUGGUUAUGAGGGGCUUAAACAAGCAAAAGUGUCUUCAAAAUCAACAGUAAAUAACAAAUAUAGUAAACUUACCGUUGGAGGAAAAUCUAUUCAUGGACAAGCAUUUGGUGUUGGAGCAUACGAAGAUGACGAUGAUGAUAUUUAUGCAACUGAAGAUAUGACAAAUUAUGAUUUCAGUUUAGAAAAAAAAUCUAAAAAUGCAAAAAAGAUUUCCAUAUUAGGACAUGUUGAUUCUGAAUGUUUAGAAACUUUUAUUCUAGAGGAUGGCAUCCAAAAAGGAUUAUUUGAUCAAUUACCAUCUCCUUUAGAAAUACCUCCAGAGUGGCGACCACAAGGAAUGGCUGGAAGAAUAUUAGGACAAUGUCCAGCUGAUUUCUUUAGUACCUCAAGUAAUUUUAACUCAAAUGUCAAUACUAGACAAAGGGAAAUAAAAAAGAGUGAACCACCUCCAUCUGUAGAAGAAUUUAUUAAAAAAGAAACUCCUAAUUUAUUGUCAGAAAUAAUAUCUGAUAAGUUUACAAGAGCUGUUUUACCAGACGAUUCUACAAAUGCACUUAUUCCAGUUACACGGACUAUAGAUCCUGCUUUACAAAAACUUAAAGAUGCAGCGGACAAAAAAAUGUAUGGCUUCUGGACACGUAGAAGUGAAUCAUGGAUUCCUGAUAAGUUGCUUUGUAAACGGUUUAAUGUUCCUGUACCAAAAACUACAGUAAUAAAUCACGAAGAGAAUGGAAAAAAGCACGGAGAGUGUAGCUUAUUUAGUUCUUUGGCAUUUGCACAACCCGAUCCAAUAUUUUAUGAAAGUCAAGUAUCUGACACCGCAUCUUUGGAAAUUUGUGAUGUAAAAACGGAACCUAGUCAAAAUACAAUUAAUGCUUCUACAGUAGUGGUUACCAUCCCUGAAGUUGUAGAAAAACCAAGUGUUGAUUUUUUCAAAGAUAUAUUUUUGGAUAACAGUGACGAUGAAGAUCUUCCAGCUCAAUCAUCUGCUACUGAUAAACCGAUAAUAAGUUUUGAUAGUAAUACAAGUGAUGAUGCUAAAACUUCAACUAUUACUAAAGAGUUUUCAAAAACGAGCGCUGAAACUAGUACACAUUUUACUUUAUUCCCACCUAGAGGAAUAUUUGCAAAUUUAAAUUUUGACGAAUUAUUUGACAACAAACAAGAUGAUGUGGUUGAACAGAAAAACAAAUACGAAACCAAAAACACACCAUAUGAAACAACGGGACCCUUGUACAAACCAUUAUUUUUACCAAAUAAUAAGACUGAGAGCUUGGUCCAACCUUACACACUUCCUGAAAGCCAAUCUGAUGAUGAAUGGGUUGAGAAGUCUGAAGUGACGCUUGAGAAAUCAAAUCAUAAACAUAGUAAACACAAAAAGAAGCAUAAACAUAAAAAGAAAUCGCACAAGCAUAAAUAAUAAUACAAAGUAUAAAAAAAUUAUUUCCUUUAGCAUAUGGCGCCAAAAUUUAUAUUUUUAAAUGAUAUUUUUAAUUUAUUUUUUGUAUUUGCUAGUAUGUUUAUUAGUAUAUAAACUC
Molecule: messenger RNA, 2394 nt
Organism: Adelges cooleyi (spruce gall adelgid)
Lineage: Eukaryota; Metazoa; Arthropoda; Insecta; Hemiptera; Adelgidae
Product: G patch domain-containing protein 1
Exons: 9
Coding region: 177-2276 (699 amino acids)
Biological process (GO): mRNA processing
Cellular component (GO): nucleus
Molecular function (GO): RNA binding
Source: RefSeq, a predicted model, not a curated record